UCUCUUUCUCAUUGGCCUUGCCAGCACCGGUAGUCUCUGGCUUCCAUUUCGUUUUUUUUUUCUUUUUCUGCUCUGUUAAUGUUAAGUAGAAUGAUCUACCGGCUUUAAAUUUCCUUGCCCCUCAUUUUUCUUCUCCGUUUUGUACUUCUUCUCCGUUUUGUACUUCUGUGCCUUGAACUGAAAAAAAACGAUGAGUAAGGAAGAGAUCUUGAAGAUCCAGACAUAUGCGCUCAAAGUCAACAUACACUGUGAGGGCUGCAAAAAAAAGGUUAAGAAAAUCUUGCAGAAGAUUGAUGGGGUUUACAAGACGCAUAUUGACUCAGAAAUUGGGAAGGUGACAAUAUCUGGAAUUGUAGACCCGGAGACAUUGAUCAAGAAGCUAACAAAAAGUGGGAAACAUGCUGAAAUUUGGGGUGCACCAAAGGCUAAUAACAACAACCAGCUGAACGGCCAGUUCAAGAAUUUGCAUGUUGACGGUGGCAAAGGUGGGAACAAUAAAGGUCAAGGUGGUGGUGGUGGUGGUCAGAAGGGUGGUGCUGGUGGUGGUGGAGGUGGUCAGAAGGGUGGUGGUGGUGGUGGAGGCGGAAAUAAUCAGCAGCAGCCAAAAGGGGGAGUACCAAUUGGGCAAGGCAUGAAUCCAAUGCAGCAGCUUCAACAUUUGAAAGCCUUGCAAGAUACGCUGCCUCAAAAUAAUCAGCAGCAGCCAAAAGGGGGAGUACCAAUUGGGCAAGGCAUGAAUCCAAUGCAGCAGCUUCAACAUUUGAAAGCCUUGCAAGAUACGCUGCCUCAAUUGAAGGACAUGAAAAUGCCUGCUAUGCCCUUUGGGAACAACAACCAGAAGGCUGUCAAGUAUAUGCCUGCAGAAGAUGAGUAUUUUUCUGACGAUGAUGAGUUUGAUGAUGAUGAGUAUGACGAUGAUGAGUUUGACGAUGACGAGAUUGAUGAUGAUGAAAUGUAUGACGGCCCCCCAGCUAAUAAUAAUAAGAUGAAGCCACAUCUGGGAAUGGGAAAUCCUCUGGCUGGGGGGAUGAUGCCUAACAUGAUGAUGAAUAACAUCAUGAAUGGGCAGAAUCCUCAGCUAAUGAAGGGUGCUAAUAAUGGUGCAGCAAAUGGGAAGAAAGGUGGACCUGGACCUGGUGGCGGUGGAAAUAUACCUGUGCAGAUGAAUCUUGGGGGUGGCGGGGGGAACAAUAAUGGUGGUGGUAAGAAAGGUGGUAAUGGGAACAAUAAUCAGAACCAAGGUGGUGCAGGUGCAGGUGCAGGCGCAGGCGGAGGAGGAGCCCAAAAGGGUGGUAAGAAUGGUGGUGGGAUGCCUCAAGAUGGCAAAAAUGGUGGAGGGCAGAACAAGAACGGAAACGGUGGACAGGGUGGAGGAGGAGGAGGAGGAGGAGGAGGAGGUGGUGGUGGUGGGGGGGGCGGUUAUCCAAACAUUAAUGCUAAUGGGGCCAAGAAAGGGGGUGGAAUGAAUGAUGGGCUACAUGGCAUGCCAAACAUGAUGGCUAUGAAUGCUGGUGGUAGUAAUGUGGGCCCUCCAGCAGGGAGCAUGCCAAUGGGCCUGAUGGGCAGUGUACCCAUGGGCCAACUGAGCCAGAUGGGUCAAAUGGCUAAUGUUGCUGCAGUCCAAGGCCUGCCAGCUCCAGCAAUGAAUGGUGGUAAUGGUGGUGGUAGCGGCGGCGGCGGCUACUUCCAAGGUGCUGGACCUGAGAUGAUGGCCGGAAACCCCUACUAUCAGCAACAAAUGGCAGCCAUGAUGAUGAACCAACAAAGGGCUAAUGGGAACGAGAGGUUUCAGCCGAUGAUGUAUGCCCGGCCACCGCCCGCCGUCAAUUACUGGCCACCCCAGCCUUACUCAUCCUACCCCUACCAUGCCCCCCCGCCCCCUGGCGAGCACUACACCGAGGCAUUCAAUGAUGAGAACGCCUCCUCGAGCUGUAGGGUCAUGUGAUUUCUUGCUAAAACCAGGACAGAGAAGCGGUGAAGGGGGAGGAGCUGUGGAGCUGCUGAUGGUGCGAAGGUUUCAAUCAAAUUCACAGUUGAUCAAGUUGCUAGUGAUAUGGAAAACAUGGAUGGCAAUCAUAUACAAGCAAAAAAAUAUAUAUAUGGAAUUUUACCUUUUAAAUCUUUUAGACUCUUUUUAAUCCUCAGUUUAGAUUUAAGUUUUUUUCUGAUAGGCAGUAAUGAUAGAUAAUAGUAAUAUCAAAGUGCUAGGAAGGAAUAUGAUAUGACUCGUGAGAUGUUAGCUGGACUUGGGCUGUGAUAUGAUGAAUGCAUGAGAUGUUUAUAUAUGU
This is a messenger RNA of Coffea arabica (coffee), 2288 nucleotides long. The record is from RefSeq and is a predicted model, not a curated record. NCBI's taxonomy places the organism in Eukaryota, Viridiplantae, Streptophyta, Magnoliopsida, Gentianales, Rubiaceae.